Molecule: messenger RNA, 411 nt
Organism: Sporothrix schenckii 1099-18
Lineage: Eukaryota; Fungi; Ascomycota; Sordariomycetes; Ophiostomatales; Ophiostomataceae
Exons: 1
Coding region: 1-411 (136 amino acids)
Source: RefSeq, a predicted model, not a curated record
AUGCUGAGAAAGCUGCGACGAAAACAGAAGCAAGACGCAGGACGACACAAUCAGCGACAAGAGAAAGAAGAAAUGGAACACGGAGAAAGGCGCAGCAAAGGCCGGCCCAGAAAAACGGGAAUCACAACAGCAGCACGUCGUAUUGAUUUUUCGACAUCACCAACACUCACUCUGCAACGAUGUCACGGAGACUUCCAUCUGCAUUUGAUUUCUAAACUGGCACCCCAUGCUCCUCCACAUGCCACCUGGCCAGGCCAAGCCCGAUUUCUAUUUACGACAACGGAGUCUAGGGAGGAUACGUGCCCAAAAUGUGCCAUGAAAGACGCUAACUACAACGGUCUGAAAAAUGUGUUGCGCCCGGGGCUAGAACUGGGGGCGACGGCCGCUGAGGUGGACGGGAAUGAGAUGUGA